Molecule: messenger RNA, 2050 nt
Organism: Raphanus sativus (radish)
Lineage: Eukaryota; Viridiplantae; Streptophyta; Magnoliopsida; Brassicales; Brassicaceae
Product: glucan endo-1,3-beta-glucosidase 4
Exons: 4
Coding region: 332-1840 (502 amino acids)
Biological process (GO): carbohydrate metabolic process
Cellular component (GO): plasma membrane
Molecular function (GO): hydrolase activity, hydrolyzing O-glycosyl compounds
Source: RefSeq, a predicted model, not a curated record
AACCAAGUUUAACACUGUGACUGUGAGCACCAAAUUUCUCUUUUCUUUUUUUUUUCUUCUUUAAUUUCGAAAAAAAAUUUCGCCGAAAGAAAAGAAAAAGUCUUCACUUUUUUUUGUUGCUCCUCGGUGGGUUCAUUACACACUACACACAUCUCUGAACCUUGCUUUUACUCUGUUCUGUCUGAAUAGCAAAACCUCGACCUUUUUUUUUCUCUCUUCUCUUUUUGUCUGUGAUCUGAAUCUUCUCCGAGUAAAUCUGGAAGGCCGCAAGCUCUAACUAGAGGUUUUUAAAGGUUUCGAGCUCUCUCUCUCUCUCUCUCUCUCUGGUGUGAUGAUGAUGCUUCCGAGAUGGUUUGCAGAAGCAAUCUUGCUUCUAAUCUCAGCUCUUGCUUUUACAAACAACGCUGCAUUCAUCGGAGUAAACAUAGGAACAGAUCUAACCAACAUGCCACCCCCUUCAGACAUCGUCACACUCCUCAAAUCCCGCCAAAUCACACACAUCCGUCUCUACGACGCCAACAGCCACAUGCUCAAAGCCUUCGCCAACACCACCAUCCAAGUCAUGGUCGGCGUGACCAACCAAGAGAUCCUCAGAAUCGGACGCUUCCCUUCGGCCGCAGCCUCCUGGGUCAACAAAAACGUCGCCGCCUACGUCCCUUCCACCAACAUCACAGCCAUCUCCGUCGGCAGCGAGGUCCUCUCCCAAUCUCCCCACCUCGCUCCCAUCCUCGCAUCCGCUCUCAACAACAUCCACAAGGCCUUGGUCGCCACCAACCUCAACUUCCAAGUCAAAGUCUCAACCCCUAUGUCCAUGGACGUGAUGCCUAAACCUUUCCCUCCUUCCACCUCCACCUUCAGCCCUUCCUGGAACACCACGGUCUACCAGCUCCUCCAGUUCCUCGACAACACCGGCUCCUUCUUCAUGCUCAACGCUUACCCUUACUACGGCUACACGACCGCCAACGGUAUCUUCCCGCUCGAUUACGCACUGUUCAAGCAGCUCAACCCGGUUAAACAGAUCGUCGACCCAAACACGCUACUCCAUUACGACAGCAUGUUCGACGCCAUGGUCGACGCUGCUUACUACUCCAUGGAGGCUCUCAACUUCUCGAACAUCCCCGUCGUCGUCACCGAAACCGGCUGGCCUUCUUCCGGUGGAAGCGACGAAACGGCCGCCACCGUUGGUAACGCGGAGACGUUCAAUAACAACUUGAUCAAGCGCGUGUUGAACAACUCCGGCCCGCCUAGCCAGCCGGGGAUACCUAUCAACACGUACAUCUACGAGCUUUUCAACGAGGACAAAAGGUCCGGACCAGAGUCGGAGAAGAACUGGGGGAUGUUUCAUCCCAACGGGACUUCUGUCUAUCCUCUCGGCUUAAGCGGUGGCGGCGGCGGCGGCAACUCAGCUGAUUUGAACGGGACGACGUUGUUCUGCGUGGCGAAAGCUGAUGCUGAUGAUGAUAAGUUGGAGGACGGUUUGAACUGGGCUUGUGGACAGGGCCGAGCUAACUGCGCUGCGCUUCAGCCGGGACAGCCUUGUUAUCUACCGAACGAUAUCAAGAGCCAUGCUUCUUUUGCUUAUAAUGAUUAUUACCAGAAGAUGAAGAGUGCUGGUGGGACUUGUGACUUUGAUGGUACUGCCAUCACUACCCCUAGAGAUCCUAGCUAUAGAACAUGUGCUUAUACGGGAAGCUUAAACGCAAACGGAACGGGAGGAAACUUUCCUCCUGCGUUAGGACCCGCAAGUCAAGUGGGAGGGAACGCAAACGCACUUAUCGUUUCUAUCUGCCAUCUUCCCUUCUUGGCAACGUUAGCUCUCACGCUACUACUAGUACUGUAACUUUCAGUGUUGUAGUAACCGGAGAAGUGUAUGUACCGUCGGGUCUGGUUAUAUCCGGUUAUCGGUAUUAUUUGUUUUAGUACUUUGGUUGUAGAAGUGUUUCAAGUGUAGCUAGAGAGAGAGGAGAUUACAUGUUCUCAUUCUUUGUUUUCAUCUUUGAACUGAAAAUCUUUUGAAUUAGAGUGAUUUAAAAUUUAAUUAUCAAGUGAA